AUGUCAAGUGCAGCCGAAAUAAUUCCAGAUCGUCUUUUUUGGAUAUCUGAGCGCUCUCCUCCUCGGAAUAAGCCAAAAUCUUGUUUCUUUACUAUUGAUAACGUAAUUUUCACAUAGGAACUUGUCUAUGAGCCUUUUUGUGAAGACUUUGGCCCAGUGAAUUUAUCAAUGGUUUAUCGAUUUUGCACACAGCUAGACAGGCUAUUAAAGGACCCCCGAUAUCGAGACUAUCACAUUUACCACUACUGCUCUGUAGAUCCCACAAAGCGUGCUAAUGCAGCCUUCUUAAUGGGAGCAUUUCAAAUCGUUAUCAUGAAAAAAACAGCAAACGAGGCUUGAAGACCAUUUGCACUGCUGCCAAGCUUUAUGGCAUUUCGAGAUGCAAGCUAUGGUCCUUGUUAUUAUGAAUGUACAAUUUUACAUUGUUUGAGAGGCUUAGAUAGAGCUAUCAGAUUGGGUUGGUUUGACUAUCAGAGAUUCGACUUGCAGUUUUCAGAAUUUCAUGAAAAAAUAGAAAAUGGGGAUAUAAGCUGGGUGAUCCCAGGGAAAUUGCUAUAUUUUUUUAAUUAUAUAUAACUCCCCCCCAAUCCUUGAUCGAACGACUCGCCAUCGUUCGAUCAAGGAUGGGGCUGCUUAAAAAAAAAUUUUUCGGGAAAAAAAAAAUUUAUAUAUAAAAUAAAAAAUAUAUAUAGAUAUGUUUUUUUUUAUUUACUUUUAAACAAGAGGGUUAAAGAAUAUUUAAUAAUUAUUUUUACAGCAAAAAAUUUAAUUUAUUUCAUAAAAUACCAAUUCUUAAUAUUUUUGAUUUAUUAGUUACCCCUUUAAACUGUAUAAAUUUUAAUUUGUUCCUUAUUAAAUUAAUUUUUUUUUAAAAAAAAUUUAAAGAAUCUGUAUUUUAUUAGAUUAUUGAGUUUUUAAGCAUAUGUUAAUGACUAAAUCACUUCGGAUGGUUGAUUCUGCAGCUUUCUGUCGUCUCAAAGUCUCUGAAAACAACUUCAUUAUGUGCAUCUUUCCAAGCUUUUGAUAAAUAAUAUAUUUUUAUAUAUAUAAAAAUUUGCAUGAUAUGAAAAUCGUUCGAUCAAGGAUGGGGGUUAAUUUCCCCAAUUUUUAGGAAUUUUUACAGUCAAUCGUUCGAUCAAGGAUUGGGGGGGGAGUAAGAAUUUGUUUUAAAAAAAUAAAAAAUUGGUUAAUCUUAUAGGAAAAGAUAGCAUUUAGCUGCCCUAGUGAAAGAAAAGAAAUGGGGAUUUGUAAUUAUACACCAGAAGAGUAUUCUUUAUUAUUCAGAAAACUAGGUGUAUCAGCUGUAGUGAGGCUAAACAAUAAAACAUAUGAUGAGCAGAGGUUUAUUAGGAAUGGUAUUAACCUUUUUGAGCUUUUUUUUGUAGACGGAAGUGUCCCCAGUGAAGAAAUUGUAAAUAGGUUUAAUUCAAUAGUGGAAAUGGAAAUGGGGGCAGUCGCUGUACAUUGUAAAGCAGGGCUUGGGAGAACUGGGACUCUUAUAGGGUGUUAUGCUAUAAAAAACUAUCAUUUUCCAGCUGAAGAAUUUAUAGGGUGGUGUAGAAUUUGUAGGCCUGGAUCUGUGCUUGGGCCUCAGCAGCAGUUUUUGAUUGAGUAUGACUUGAAGACACAUAGGACAUAUAGCGUCCGGGAUAUAACAAAUCAAAUUUCAGCGCUUUCUGUGGAGUAUUCUCCUUCAGAUAGAGCUAAAGCUGUAUAUGGAGACCAAGGACAAGCCCAAAGGCUUUUGACAGCCAAAAAAGCCCAUAGGACACCACAGUCUUCACCAAUACCUUCAGUGGACCGUCCUAGAGCAUCAACUCCAGCCUAUGAUAGGCCUACUGUACAUACAAAAAUUGAGCAGUCGCCGACAAGAUCUCCUUUCAAGCGGCCAUUCCAGUCAUCAAGAGAAUAUUUCAGUCAAUAUUCUCCAGUUCACGUGAAUUAUGGAUAUAGAAAUUAA
This is a messenger RNA of Blepharisma stoltei, 1960 nucleotides long. NCBI's taxonomy places the organism in Eukaryota, Ciliophora, Heterotrichea, Heterotrichida, Blepharismidae. The record is from the annotation of a GenBank genome assembly.